Messenger RNA from Charadrius vociferus (killdeer), 1146 nucleotides. It is a transcript of the gene LDLRAD4, whose product is annotated as low density lipoprotein receptor class A domain containing 4. Gene Ontology annotation, biological process: negative regulation of transforming growth factor beta receptor signaling pathway. The record is from RefSeq and is a predicted model, not a curated record. Bases 1 to 1011 code for a protein of 336 amino acids. Gene Ontology annotation, molecular function: R-SMAD binding. Gene Ontology annotation, cellular component: early endosome membrane; Golgi membrane. Lineage: Eukaryota; Metazoa; Chordata; Aves; Charadriiformes; Charadriidae. The transcript has 5 exons.
AUGCUUACAAAUACCAGAUUAUUUAUUUGGGGGAUAAAGUUCCAAAGGCCUGUCCACCAUGCUAACAUCUACUUGAAAAAGAUUGCCUCUAAUAUCGGUCAUUCUAGCAGUGAAGAAGAGUGCAAAUUCACCUGCGCCAGUGGUAAAUGCUUGUAUCUUGGUUCAUUGAUUUGUAACCAACAGAAUGACUGUGGGGAUAACAGUGAUGAAGAGAACUGUCUGCUUGUAACAGAGCAUCCACCUCCAGGCAUCUUUAGCUCUGAACUGGAGUUUGUUCAAAUCAUCAUUAUAAUUGUGGUGAUAACUGUUAUGGUGGUAGUGAUCAUCUGCUUGUUGAACCAUUACAAACUUUCAACACGCUCCUUUAUCAACCGACAGAGCCAAAGCAGAAGACAGGAAGAAACUCUGCAGACGGAAGGGUGCUUGUGGCCUUCAGAAAGCUCGGUUUCGCGCCAGGGUGCUUCAGAGAUCAUGUAUGCUCCAAGGUCCAGGGACAGGUUUACUGCCCCGUCUUUUAUGCAGCGGGACCGUUUCAGUCGCUUCCAGCCCACUUACCCUUACAUGCAGCAUGAGAUUGACCUUCCUCCAACCAUCUCCCUCUCUGACGGGGAAGAGCCACCGCCGUACCAAGGCCCGUGCACCCUGCAGCUCCGGGACCCAGAACAGCAGAUGGAGCUCAACCGGGAAUCUGUCAGGGCACCACCCAACCGAACCAUUUUUGAUAGCGACUUGAUAGACAUCUCAAUGUACAAUGGGGGCCCCUGCCCACCAAGCAGCAAUUCGGGCAUAAGUGCAACCAACUAUAGCAGUAAUGGAAGGAUGGAAGGACCACCCCCGACGUACAGCGAGGUCAUGGGCCAUUACCCAGGCUCCUCUUUUUUCCAUCACCAGCACAGCAACGCGCCUCCUUCCUCACAGAGGGGGAGCAGACUUCAGUUUCAGCAGAACAAUUCAGAGAGCACAAUAGUCCCCAGCAAAGGCCAAGACCGGAAACCAGGAAACCUGGUCUAAAGUUACUCGCCCAGGUGCAUUUGAACUGAAGACAAGAGAUUGAAGCAGAGCGGUGGAGGAAGACCCCCAUGCUCCGGUGCACAAUGUUGUUACGUUUCACGUGGUACAACUUAGUAAAACCAAACGUGCAAACCA